AUGAGGCACCUAAUACAGAAAUUAACGCUGAUAAUAACGAUACAACUAUGCUCUUGUCAUGGGCGGACUAUCAGAGGAGGUUCGGUUAAUAUUACACCUCCCAGCUAUUUUCACUCGGAAGUGGUAGAAGCUUCCAUGGAAACAGAAAGGAAGCUGCAAGACGAUGAGCUCAGGUUUUGCUAUAAUGCCCUCUUCGCAGCAGACUCAAACGAUGAUAGAAAGCUAGAUAGAAGCGAAUACAUCACAUUCAUCGAUUUGAUUGGUGGUCCUAGAGUGGAUGUCUACAGUGAGCUUCCAAUUGUUUUUCGAAGUUCGUUUUCAAUUCUGGCAUGUCGGUGUCUAGAAGAACCAAAUGCUGCCCCAGAUUGCUGUGUUGGAAGCAAAGGAAGGGUGAGUAAUGCUGGAGCUGGUCCAAACGAAAGACCCUCCAAGAGAGAAGAACAGAACCUCUAUCAUGUUUGUUUUCUGAGCGAAUCAUCUGUGGAGAAGUUCAUGUCUGAACGGGAGCCCACUGCGCCGCCCACAAAAGCACCCACAAAGACGCCGACUCCACCCCCAACUGGUGGACCAACUGAGGAAGUGAUUGUGACUGUUGCACCAACACCAGCUCCCACACCGAAUCCCACAGUUGAACCCACGGAAACGCCUACCAUCAGACCCACAUUUGCACCUAAUCCGUUUCCUACUACACCUCUUCCGACUGUGGCACCAACAUUCAGACCUACCCAAAUUCCAACCCCAACACCAACAAUCGCUUCAUCCGGUUCUCCUACGGCGAUGGGUUCUGGUGCCCCUACUGUCGUCAGCUCUGGUACUCCCAGUGUAUCACCAACAACAGCCUCGCCAUCUGGAGCACCUUCGCUAGAGCCAUCAGUAGAACCAUCAUUUGCUCCUUCUGGGGUUCCGUCUGGUUUGCCUAGUAUUGGUCCAUCUCAAGGACCUACUGGUAUCCCAAGCGAUCUUCCAACUAUAUCGCCAUCGAUUUCUUCUGCUCCAUCAACUUCAGCAGCUCCUACAAAUGCUCCAUCUGCGGUACCAUCCCUGUCUCCUUCGCGUACACCACCAGAUGAGACCACGGAAACAUCCUACGUGAUUGCGGUCCGUGGGAGUGCACUGCUCAGCGAGUACGAAAGCGAUCUGAUUGAGAGUAUGAACCUUCUGGCUCAACAAGUCGCAGAUGAUGUAGCUGAUGGCACAACUGAAAGAAGGCGACUUGUUUCAGUGUCAAUUUUCAACCCCACUUCGAUUGCUUCCAUCGAUCCAACCAGCUGCCCAGAUAAUGUAGAGUCGGACGAUGACAGGUGUGAAAGCGUAACAGCUAGCGUUGGCUUGUAUGUUGACGAAGAGGAAGUGGAAGGCAGCAUAGUCACUCAGUUCAAGGAAUCGUUGGAAGCUUCGAUUGAGAAUGGAGAGCUACAAGAAGCUCUCGACUUUGUAAACGAAGAGUCUCCAGUGUAUGUUGUGACUGGACGAGACGAACCUAUUAUUCCCAGGGGUACUGAACCAGAGUCCAAACUUUCUACCGGUGUGAUUUCUGGAAUUGUUAUAGCAGGAGUGGUUGGACUGGCUAUUUCGUUCUUGAUAAUGCAAAAACGCAAGGACAAAGAAGAUGAUGAGAAGCCAGAAGACUAUGAGUUGGAUGGUAUGGAGCCCGGACAACCAAUCAUGGUUGAUACCAGCGAAGUGGACAACAAAUCUCAGAAGAAAAAGAGAUCUCCAAAAUCAGAUGAGUCAUCCAAUGCUGGAGACUCCGGGUGGUCAUCACAUGGUGGUAUGUCGUCACUUGAUACAUCAAGUGUAGACGACGAUUCAAGGUAUCCAACAGCUGCCCUUGGGGGAACAGCGUUGGCAGGUGGCGCAGCUGCUGCAGGAGCUCUAGAUAAAGAGGAACCAACCAGCCCCACUGACGGCAACAACGACCUUAAGAUGACAUAUUCAGAGCUCGAUGAUGCCAUCCAAAAAGGUGACUGGGCAGCCGUUGGAGUUACAGCGGCUCUUCUUGCCUCUCAAUCUUACGAAACUGGGGAAAGCAGCGACACUCACCGGUUGUCAAUCGAUAACGCUACCCUCAAUCCUUCCAGAGCAGCUGAACUUGACCGUUUGGUGGAGGCUGGAGACUGGGAAGGAGUUGUUGCAGCUGCUGCUAAAUUCGAUGCGCAAGAAGCAACCACAAGAACUGACCGAAGUGAGUCUGCUUCAAGAGCAUCCUCAUCAGACGCCACCUCCCAUGCCUCUGGCUCCGUUGCAUCUUCAGGAUCUCCAUCCAACUCGGAAGGUGUCACAGCUGGAGCUACUAGCACUAGUGAGUCGGGAUCUGCCAGAAAGCUCGAUGAAAUCCGAAAGGAAGUUGAGGAGUUGGUGCGUCAAGUAGUCCCAGAAGAGCAAGACAAUGUGGACGAAAUGAUGUUGCAGUUCCAGGGACGAGAAGAAGAAUUGGUGGAAACGUUGCGAUCAAUGCAAGAAAGGCAAGUUGUCCACAAGGCACGAAUAGAAGGCCAGAAGAAAGCCAAGCGAGACGCUCGAGAGCAGGUGGAGAGUAGUAAAAAACAAACCGAUGAAACUGGAACAGGUGAAGAGCAAACAAGAACUGAAACUGACAUUGCAGAAAGUCUCAACACCUUGAGCAACACAAAUCAGGAUGAUGAUCAUUUUGAAGAUGACGACGAUGAGGGAAGCGUAUAA
Cylindrotheca closterium is the source of this 2682-nucleotide messenger RNA. NCBI's taxonomy places the organism in Eukaryota, Bacillariophyta, Bacillariophyceae, Bacillariales, Bacillariaceae. The record is from the annotation of a GenBank genome assembly.